Messenger RNA from Drosophila gunungcola (fruit fly), 1084 nucleotides. It is a transcript of the gene Zip42C.2, whose product is annotated as zinc transporter ZIP1. Gene Ontology annotation, molecular function: zinc ion transmembrane transporter activity. The record is from RefSeq and is a predicted model, not a curated record. Gene Ontology annotation, biological process: zinc ion transmembrane transport. Gene Ontology annotation, cellular component: plasma membrane. NCBI's taxonomy places the organism in Eukaryota, Metazoa, Arthropoda, Insecta, Diptera, Drosophilidae.
AUGGCGGACCAACACCUCAUUGUGGCCAAAAUCGUGGCCAUUGUGGUGCUGCUGCUGGUCACCCUGGUCUUCUGCUUCGUUCCCUAUAUCCUGGACCGCUUCUACAAGUGGACGAAGCGGCCGGAGAACAAUGCCAGGGAGUUCAAGGUGGUGCUGUGUCUGCUUAACUUCGGCGGCGGGGUUCUCAUAGCCACCACCUUCAUCCACAUGCUCCCGGAGGUGGUCGAGGUGGUGGGUGCUCUCCAGGAUUGCCGGAUGCUAGUGCCCACCCCGUUCGGCCUGCCGGAGGUUCUGCUCUGCACCGGCUUCUAUCUGAUGUACUGCAUCGAGGAGGCCAUGCACUUCAUAGUGCGACGGCGGCAGCAGAAGAAGCUCCAGGAGGUGGUGGUAAUCAAGGAGGUGGGGGUGGUAGUCCAACCUGAGGAAACACCCAAGCAGCCCAACUGGCUUCGCGGCCUGGGCAUCAUCGUGGCCCUUUCCCUGCACGAGCUCUUUGGCGGAAUGGCCAUCGGCCUUGAGAUGAGUGUGAGCACGGUGUGGUUCAUGACCGGAGCCAUCGCCGUCCACAAACUCGUGCUGGCCUUCUGCAUCGGCAUGGAGAUCAUGAUGGCGCACACCCGCUGGCUGCUGGCCGUCGUUUACCUCCUGGUCUUCUCGAUUGUGACACCCAUUGGCGUGGGCAUCGGCAUUGCGGUCAGCGAAUCCGCGACGGCCAACCAACCGAGCACAGUCUCGGGAAUCCUGCAGGGACUCGCCUGCGGCACUUUGAUCUACGUGGUCUUCUUCGAGAUCGUGGCCAAAAACCAUGCCGGCUUACGGGUCCUGCUCUCAUCGGUCGUGGGAUUUGUCCUGAUGUUUGGUCUCCAGAUAGCCAUUGGAGAAGCAAAGGGCAAGAGCCAUUUCACGUGCCCCUAGAGGAUACUCGAAUAUUUAUAAAGCUUGUCGGUUUAAAUGUCCAAUUAAACUAUACAAGCUUAAGUCUUACCAUAUGAACAAAACAAGGAAAGACUAGCAUCGAAAACCGAAGCUUCCUUUGAAUUAAUUUUAAAUAAAACAAUUAUUUGCUUUGUAAAAAGCGAUUUUA